GAUUUGAUCGACACAUCAAAAAGAAAAAAGAAAAAAUAAAGAAGACAACGCGAGGUGAAGAAGUUUCCACUAUUACACUCCACUUUCCUCUCGAUUUCAUCGCAUUUCAAACUCUUUGCCUCUGGAAAAUUUUCAGAAUGACUUCUUUAUCCAAUUCCCUUGUGAUUUCAAGGAGCCCUGCAAUUGAUUUAUCGUCUGGUUCUUCUUCAAAGUCUGCUAAUCGAUUUGUGAGAACCAAUAACUUGGGUUUGAGUUUUAAGGGCAACAGGAGACUGUCCACCCAAAAAAGGACACUCACUGUUCAAACAAGUUAUAGUGAUGGUGGAAGGCCAGGCAGUGCAAGCAUCUUUGUCAGUGGCUUUGUUUUAGGGGGAUUGAUUGUUGGCACACUUGGUUGUGUUUAUGCACCUCAGAUCAGCAAGGCUUUAACUGGAGCUGACAAAAAGGAUCUCAUGAAAAAGCUGCCCAAAUUUAUCUACGACGAAGAAAAGGCCUUGGAGAAGCAACGCAAGAAACUGGCUGAGAAGAUUUCACAGCUGAACGAUGCCAUAGAUAACGUAUCCACUCAGUUGCGAUCAGAAGAGCCACCAAAUGGAGCUGCAGUGAACUCAGAUGACAUCGAGGCUCUCAUCUAAGACUGGCGAACAUGUACAACCUAUCCUCUUAAGGCAUAUGGUCACACCGUCACAGCACCAACCCUUCACUGAUGCCCUUGUUUGCAGCCCUUUACGAAUGCGGGGUCUAAAAUGCCAUAUGAUAGUGCUAUUUUGCUGUUAGUUUUCUGCAUUCUGAUGUAUGUCUGAGAAUCACAGUGUCUAAUAACCUCUUUUAUUGGCAAUUUCAGUUAAACUUACAAACCUAUCUUUAUGUA
Molecule: messenger RNA, 871 nt
Organism: Salvia splendens (bonfire salvia)
Lineage: Eukaryota; Viridiplantae; Streptophyta; Magnoliopsida; Lamiales; Lamiaceae
Exons: 5
Coding region: 138-635 (165 amino acids)
Cellular component (GO): chloroplast thylakoid membrane; chloroplast inner membrane
Source: RefSeq, a predicted model, not a curated record